Messenger RNA from Gossypium raimondii (Peruvian cotton), 1630 nucleotides. RefSeq names its product oligouridylate-binding protein 1. The transcript is spliced from 12 exons. Gene Ontology annotation, molecular function: mRNA binding. Gene Ontology annotation, cellular component: cytosol. Lineage: Eukaryota; Viridiplantae; Streptophyta; Magnoliopsida; Malvales; Malvaceae. The coding region runs from base 165 to 1355 and encodes 396 amino acids. The record is from RefSeq and is a predicted model, not a curated record.
UUUCGGUUCAUCUUUUUUAACUCACAAUCUCGCCCUUCUUUUCCUGUUUUUUUUUUUCUUUUCUUUUUUCUUUUCCUUAUAAAAAAAAUCCCAAUUUUUCCUCUUCAUCAUCGUCGAGUCUCCGAACCCUAGACCCCCUUCUUUUUCCGGCAAGAAAAAAAAAGAUGCAGCAGCAAGGGCUAAAUCCCCAACAGCAAGCUAUGAUGCAACAAGCUUUAUACCAUCAUCCCAGUCUCUUCGCUGGUCCUCAGAUAGAGCCUAUCUUGAGUGGAAAUCUUCCUCCUAACUUUGAUUCAGCUACUUGCCGCAGUGUGUACGUCGGAAAUAUUCAUCCACAGGUAUCGGAACCGCUUCUACAAGAAGUUUUCUUGAGUACUGGUCCUAUUGAAGGUUGCAAACUUAUUAAAAAGGAUAAGUCAUCCUAUGGUUUCGUGCACUACUUUGAUCGCGGAUCAGCUGCACUUGCUAUUGUGACUCUUAACGGAAGGCAUCUAUUUGGGCAACCUAUUAAAGUUAAUUGGGCAUAUGCUAGCAGUCAGAGGGAGGACACGUCGACUCAUCACAACAUUUUUGUCGGUGAUCUCAGCCCCGAAGUUACAGAUGCUACAUUAUUUGCAUGCUUUUCUGUGUAUUCCAGUUGUUCGGAUGCAAGGGUCAUGUGGGAUCAAAAAACCGGGCGCUCAAGAGGUUUUGGUUUUGUUUCUUUUAGGAACCAGCAGGAUGCCCAAAGUGCAAUAAAUGACUUAAAUGGGAAGUGGCUCGGAAGUAGACAGAUCCGAUGUAACUGGGCUGCAAAAGGUGCUACUUCCAAUGAUGACAAUGCCAAAAGUAUCGUAGACUCGAAUGGACCUUCUGAAGAAGGUCAAGAAAAAUCUAAUGAUGAUUCUCCGGAGAACAAUCCUAUGUAUACCACUGUUUAUGUGGGCAACCUCGCUCCAGAGGUUACAUCAGCUGAUCUCCACAGUCAUUUCCAUGCCCUCGGAGCAGGAACUAUCGAAGAUGUCCGUGUCCAACGAGACAAAGGUUUCGGUUUUGUGAGGUACAGUUCACACGAUGAAGCUGCUCUCGCCAUUCAGAUGGGAAAUGCUCGAAUUCUUUGCAGUAAACCAAUCAAGUGCUCAUGGGGUAGCAAACCAACCGCACUGGGAACAAGCUCUGGUCCUCAUCCUCCACCAACAGCUGCACAUAUGGCUGGUGGUGCUCAAGUAAUGAACAUGAUGCAUCCACAAGGUCAGUAUGCCGUUAAGGCACAGGCAGCCAUGGGAAUGAGUGGUGGUGAAGCUAGUCAGGCGAUGUACAAUGGCGGAUACCAAAACGUUGCGACAUCCCAGCAGCAGCUUAUGUAUUACCAGUAAGUAAAAAUGAUGGGAUAUUUUCUUCAUGGGGAAGAAUAAGUGUUUGGAGAAUUGAAUGUAGUGCUCUUCUAUUGCCAUUGCCAUUGCUAGUUUCUGAUGUUUCCAUUUUUGGUUUUCUUUUGCUUUGUCUUAAGACAGAUUUUUGUAGUUUUUCUGGUUUUCUGCUUGUAUUUUAUGAAUAGUUUUGUUUUGGUUUUUGAGAUGAUAUUUGAGACCGUUGGAUAUGACAGCCGUUGAUCUGUUGCUUUUUUUAAAGAAUUUAGUUGAUAUAUUAA